This is a messenger RNA of Rotaria socialis, 810 nucleotides long. The record is from the annotation of a GenBank genome assembly. NCBI's taxonomy places the organism in Eukaryota, Metazoa, Rotifera, Eurotatoria, Philodinida, Philodinidae.
AUGGCAACAUCAGCUAUCGAUUUGGAAGACUUCACUUGUACUAUUUGUCGUGAAAUAUUCGAAAAUCCUGUUAGUCUUUCCUGCUCACAUUGCUAUUGUCGAGAAUGUUUGGUUGGUCUUAGAACGCAACCAGCCUCACCUUUACCUUCAUCGGACAAGCCAUUAAUGCAACCUUUACCUUCAUCGGACAAGUCAUCAAUGCAGCCCUUGACUCGAUCAACUCAAGGAUCAGUUAUUUAUAGACCGAAAUUUUAUGAACCCAAUCAAUCUUUUGCAUGUGCUAUCUGUCGAACAGAAACAUUCGGAUACACAGAUUGUCGGGAUAUACAGGCUGAUUUGGAAACUCUCGAAGGAUUAUGUCCUAAUUGCAGAAAAAAUAUUAUGCUAUGCGAUUUACGAAAACAUUUGGAACAAUGUCCACCACAGCCAAAAGUCGGCGUUAAUGAUAUUUUAAAAACUUUUAACAUAGAUUUUUUCAGCAAACUAUCUCAACCACAAGCUGAAGCAUGCAAAAAAGCACGAUCUGGAGAAAAUCGUUCUACAUUUCGAUGUCCCUAUUGUACAAAAGCAAACUUUACUGUGGAACUUCUUUGUGCACAUAUAGAAGAAAUUCAUUUAGAUGAUGAUCCUCGUCGAAUUUGUACAAUUUGUGCAUCAAUGCCUUGGGGUGACAAAACUAGAGUAUCACAUAAUGUUUAUAAACAUAUUUACAAUCGUCAUCGAUUUAACUAUGAAAUAUUCGUCAAUUAUGAACAGGAUGAAGAAAGUAUGUUUGCUGAAGCUGUUCAACGAUCAAUGAUGUUCUACUAA